AUGCACAUAGAGAUCCAGCGAUGCACCGAGAAAGACAUCCCUCGUGUCUUUGAAAUCGUCUCUCUAGCCUUCGCAAACGACCACGAAUUCGUCGAUGCCAUCUUCCCCGCCCACAGCAGUCCCGAAGGCCGCAAGUUGGGUAGCGAGCGCAUGCUCGCCACAUUCCAUGGAGAUCCUUAUAGCAUCUUCCUUAAGUGUAUUGACACAGACACUGGCAGGAUAGUUGCGGCUGCAAAAUGGAACAUUUACAAAGGCGGCCCUGUCCCUCCGCCACCUCAGCUAGAUGGUGACUACUGGAAGAACGAAGAGGAGAAGAGAUUUGCACAAGCUCUGUUCCAUGGGUUCUUUGCGCCAAGACAGCAAGCUAUUGAGGAAAGUGGCGCGAAAUUGGUUGCACUGGAUAUGUUGAUGUGUGAUCCUGAAUACCAAGGCCAGGGGGCAGGGAGACUGUUGUUAAAAGCCGGUCUCUCUAUUGCUGAUGAGAUGGGAGUCGACGCGGUGGUAGAAGGAUCAGAUCGAGGCAGGAGACUUUACGCGUCAGAGGGCUUUGAUGGACCCCAUUACGUCUGUCCAGUGCCUGAUGAGUUUGCUGCGCGGCGGAAGCAAACAUACUGGUGGAUGCGACGACCCAACACCAGCGUCUAA
Messenger RNA from Colletotrichum phormii, 645 nucleotides. Its product is annotated as acyl-CoA N-acyltransferase. The record is from RefSeq and is a predicted model, not a curated record. The transcript has 3 exons. Gene Ontology annotation, molecular function: acyltransferase activity, transferring groups other than amino-acyl groups. NCBI's taxonomy places the organism in Eukaryota, Fungi, Ascomycota, Sordariomycetes, Glomerellales, Glomerellaceae. Bases 1 to 645 code for a protein of 214 amino acids.